Molecule: messenger RNA, 4731 nt
Organism: Tetrapisispora phaffii CBS 4417
Lineage: Eukaryota; Fungi; Ascomycota; Saccharomycetes; Saccharomycetales; Saccharomycetaceae
Gene: MYO2
Product: myosin 2
Exons: 1
Coding region: 1-4731 (1576 amino acids)
Biological process (GO): actin filament organization; vesicle transport along actin filament
Cellular component (GO): actin cytoskeleton; cytoplasm; myosin complex
Molecular function (GO): actin filament binding; microfilament motor activity; ATP binding
Source: RefSeq, a predicted model, not a curated record
AUGUCUUAUGAAGUCGGCACUCGUUGCUGGUACCCGAACGAGACGCUUGGGUGGAUCGGCGGUGAGAUCACUAAGAAUGAUCUGGCGGAUGGAAAGUACCAUCUCGAAUUGCAAUUGGAGGACGGCGAGACUGUCCAGAUCGUGACUGACUCUCUCACCAGGGAGGACGCAGAUGCCAGCGACGCCAGCGCCAGGGACAAUCGCGCAAGCAGCCUGCCUCUAUUAAGAAACCCUCCGAUCUUGGAAUCCACAGAGGAUCUGACUUCUCUUUCCUACUUGAACGAGCCAGCAGUGCUACAUGCAAUCAAACAGAGAUACUCCCAAUUGAACAUAUACACGUACUCGGGUAUAGUUCUGAUCGCAACCAACCCAUUCGAUAGGGUCGACCAACUGUACUCUCAAGAGAUGAUCCAGGCGUAUGCAGGAAAGAGAAGAGGUGAACUAGAACCACAUCUGUUUGCAAUCGCAGAAGAGGCAUACAGACUGAUGAAAAACGAUAAACAGAACCAGACUAUAGUCGUCUCAGGUGAAUCGGGUGCAGGGAAAACAGUUUCUGCAAAAUAUAUCAUGAGAUAUUUUGCCUCCGUAGAGGAAGAACAUUCAGCAAUGAAUGAUGAUAUAAAACAUCAAAUUGGAAUGUCGGAAACCGAAGAAAGAAUAUUGGCGACUAACCCAAUUAUGGAAGCCUUUGGUAAUGCAAAGACAACAAGAAAUGACAAUUCAUCAAGAUUUGGUAAAUAUUUGGAAAUCUUGUUCGAUGAUGAGACUUCCAUCAUUGGUGCAAGAAUGAGAACUUAUCUAUUAGAACGUUCAAGAUUGGUCUACCAACCGAAAACGGAAAGGAAUUAUCAUAUUUUUUACCAAAUGUUAGGUGGAUUAUCACAAGAGACUAAAAAGAGUUUCAGUUUAACUGAUGCAAGUGAUUUCUUUUAUUUGAACCAAGGUGGUGACACUACGAUUCAAGGUAUCGACGAUGCCGAAGAAUAUAAAAUAACGGUGGACGCUUUAACUUUAGUUGGUAUAACACCAGAUAUUCAACAAGAACUUUUCAAAAUUUUGGCCUCUCUUCUACAUAUAGGUAAUAUCGAAGUUAAAAAGACAAGAACAGACGCUUCUUUAUCCUCAGAUGAACCUAGUUUACAAAUAGCUUGUAAUCUAUUAGGCAUUGAUGCAUUCAAUUUCGCUAAAUGGAUAACUAAAAAACAAAUUACCACAAGAUCUGAAAAAAUUAUUUCAAACUUAAACUAUGCUCAAGCUGUUGUUGCCAAAGAUUCUGUAGCAAAAUUUAUUUAUUCCGCUUUAUUCGAUUGGCUUGUUGAAAAUAUUAAUGAAGUUUUAUGUAACCCAAAUGUUACUGAUAAAAUUAAAUCAUUUAUUGGUGUUUUGGAUAUAUAUGGUUUUGAACAUUUUGAAAAAAAUUCUUUUGAACAAUUUUGUAUUAAUUAUGCAAAUGAAAAAUUACAACAAGAAUUUAACCAGCAUGUCUUCAAAUUGGAACAAGAAGAGUACGUUAAAGAAGAAAUCGAAUGGUCAUUCAUCGAAUUCAACGAUAAUCAACCUUGCAUUGACUUAAUCGAAAACAAGUUAGGUAUAUUAUCACUUUUAGAUGAAGAAAGUAGACUACCAGCCGGUUCAGAUGAAUCGUGGACACAGAAAUUAUAUCAAACUUUAGAUAAACCACCGACUGAUAAAGUAUUUUCUAAACCAAGAUUUGGACAAACUAAAUUCGUUGUUUCUCAUUACGCUUUAGAUGUUUCCUAUGAUGUCGAAGGUUUUAUUGAAAAAAAUAGAGAUACUGUCUCAGAUGGUCAUCUAGAGGUAUUAAAAGCCACUAAAAAUGAAACUUUAUUAAAAAUUUUACAAUCAUUAGACAAAAAUGCUGAGAAAGUGGAAGAAGCUAAAAAAGAUCAAAAACCUGCUAAAGUUGCUGGUAGAGCCGUUCAGAAAAAACCAACUUUAGGUUCAAUGUUUAAAUUAUCACUGAUUGAAUUAAUGGCUACUAUCAAUUCAACAAAUGUUCAUUACAUUCGUUGUAUUAAACCUAAUAAUGAAAAAGAAGCUUGGAAGUUUGAUAAUUUAAUGGUUUUAUCACAAUUAAGAGCUUGUGGUGUAUUAGAGACAAUUAGAAUAUCAUGUGCAGGGUUCCCAUCAAGAUGGACAUUUAAUGAAUUCAUUUUAAGAUAUUAUAUUUUAAUUUCACCAAAUGAAUGGUCUACUAUUUUCCAGCAAGAUACUACGGAAGAGAAUAUUAUUGAUUUAUGUAAAAAAAUCUUAGCUGUCACAGUUAAAGAUACCGCUAAAUACCAAAUCGGUAAUACGAAGAUUUUCUUUAAAGCUGGUAUGUUGGCUUAUCUAGAAAAACUAAGAUCUGAAAAGAUGCAUCAAUCAAGUGUAUUAAUUCAAAAGAAAUUAAGAGCUAAAUAUUAUCGUAAACAAUAUUUGGAAAUCAAACACUCGAUUUACUUAUUCCACAGUUAUGCAAAAGGUCAUGCUACCCGUAAUGCUGUCGAAAGAGAAUUUCAAUCAGAAGCUGCAAUUAAAGUUCAAACCUUAUACAGAGGCCAUACAGUACGUUCCCAUGUUAAUGGAAUUAUUUCAAGUAUUGUUAGAAUUCAAUCUAAAUUAAGACAACAACUACUUCAAAAGGAAUUAUACGCUAAAAGAGAACUUAGCGCUGCUGUAUCUAUCCAAAGUAAGAUUAGAACUUUCAAACCAAGAUCUUCUUAUGUUACGACAAGAAGAGACACUGUCGUCGUACAGUCUUUGGUUAGAAGGAAAAUGGCCCAAAGAAAAUUAAAGGAAUUGAAGAAAGAAGCUAAAUCCGUAAACCAUCUACAAGAAGUUAGUUACAAAUUAGAGAAUAAGGUUGUUGAAUUGACUGAAAACUUAGCUAUGAAGGUUAGAGAAAACAAAGAUAUGACUGAAAAGAUUCAAAACUUACAAAAAUCUUUAAACGAAUCCGCUAAUGUUAAAGAAUUGUUAGAAUUACAAAAAUCAGAACAUGCAAAGACUUUAGCAGAUACCAAGUCUGAAUAUGAUGGCACUAUUAGUGAAUUCCAGAAAAAACUUGAAUUAUCAAAACAAGAAGUUGAAGAGACCAAGAAAGAACUAGAAGAAAUGGUUACAAGGCAUGAACAAUUAAAGAUAGAAGCUAUGCAACAGCUAGAAGAAUUGAAUAAGACCAAACAAUUGUUAUCUGAAUCCAGCACUGAAACUACAGAUUUACAAGGCCAAGUAAACUCCUUGAAAGAAGAGAUUGCUCGUCUACAAAAUUCCAUCAAAUCGGGCGCUAUAGCAGUCGGUGCAGGUGCUGUAGCUACAGGUGCUUCAAAUUUCAACGCUACCCCAAGACACAGCAGAAGGUUUAAUUCUCAAGAUGGUAUUAUACCUGAUGGUGUUCCUCCAAGUCCAUUAAAUAUCUUAAGCAAAACCGUUAGUAACGGUGACGAUGUUAAAUCGACAAUCAGCACAAUAUCUAAAAUUAAUGAUGAAUUAUUCAACUUAUUAAAUGAUACCAAGGUUUUGAAUAAAGAAAUAACAGAAGGUUUAUUAAGAGGUUUCAAAGUUCCAGAAACUGGUGUUGCUAUAAGAUUAAGCCAAAAGGAAGUCUUAUAUCCAGCUAGAAUUUUAAUUAUUGUCUUGAGUGACAUGUGGAGAUUAGGUUUAACCAAACAAAGUGAAGGCUUUUUAGCCGAAGUGUUAACUACUAUUCAAGAUGUUGUUAGAGGCUUAAAAGGUCAUAAUAUCAUCCCAGGUGGUGCAUUUUGGUUAACAAAUGUUCGUGAAUUAUAUUCUUUUGUUGUUUUUGCUCAAGAAUCUAUUGUCAACGAUGAAUCAUAUAACAAAGAUUUGAACGAAGAAGAAUAUAAUGAAUAUGUUUCAUUAGUUACUGAACUUAGAGAAGAUUUUGAAUCUUUAAGUUAUAAUAUUUAUAAUAUCUGGUUAAAGAAACUACAGAAAGAACUACAAAAGAAGGUAAUUCCUGCUGUUAUUCUUUCGGAAGCUUUGCCAGGGUUUAAAAACGAAAAUACCGGUUUCUUACCAAAAAUUUUUGGUUCAACAAGUGAAUAUACUAUGGAUGACGUCUUAACUUUUUUCAAUAACAUCUAUUGGUGUAUGAAAUCUUUCCAUGUAGAAAAUGAUAUUUUCCGUGAUACGGUUGUUACAUUAUUAAACUAUGUUGAUGCAAUUUGUUUUAAUGAUUUAAUUAUGAGACGUAAUUUCCUAUCGUGGAAGCGUGGGCUACAAUUGAACUAUAACGUCACAAGAUUAGAGGAAUGGUGCAAAACUCAUCAUAUUCCAGAAGGCGCCCAAUGUUUAGUACACUUAAUCCAAACUUCUAAAUUGCUACAAUUAAGAAAACAAAAUAUUGCCGAUAUAAAGAUUUUAUGUGAGAUUUGUGCUGACUUAAAGCCAAUUCAACUUCAAAAAUUAAUGUCAUUGUAUUCCACUGCUGAUUAUGAACAACCAAUUUCUCAAGAAAUUUUGAACUUCGUCGCUGAUAAAGUUAAAAAGGAAGCUGCUACCAACCCAAGUAAUAAAUCGAAACUACAUGCGGAUGAUAUUUUCCUACAGGUUGAAUCUGGACCUUUUGAAGAUCCAUUUGUCGGUGUAGAAACAAGACAAUUCGGUAAAAUCGAAGCUUACAUUCCUGCAUGGUUAACAUUACCAACUACAAGAAGGGUUGUAGAACUAGUAACACAGCAAGUUACUGUACAAGACACUAAUUAG